AUGUCCAUCCCUUCGACGGCAUCGCUGAAUCAACGGCUGACUUCGCUGUCGUCUAUGAUCCUGGAAAGAUCACGCGUGGUCUCGUUGAACCUAUCGCCUUCAGCAUCGACCGAAUCGCAAAUCGUCCGAUCACUCAACUUUGUGCGGGAUGGGCUAUUUAAGAUCGAGGAACAGGCUAGAGAAAACGGAGCGUCGGAUCCAGUAAUGAAGGAUAUCGGGGAACGAUAUGAUAGGAUGAUCAGUCUGAUGGAACAGGAUGAUAUCGGGCGGGAAAAGGUCAAGGGCUUGGCUCGGCCCGUAUCGCCUCCAAAAAUCUCGACAGAAGAGCUUAUUGAUUCGAAUGAUGCCUCUUCGACUUCGACCGCCCGUCCCGUCCCUGACCUGCACGUCUCUCCCCCUACACCGGCCAUGAACAACUUUCCCUCAGAAAUCCCUUGGCGAGCAUCCUCGAGUCAGGGUAGCUACAGGGACAACGUUAGCGAAUACGAGAACGAGAAUAAUAAUGAGGACGAGGAUGACGAUCUGGUGGUACAUCCGUCAGGCACGAUACCGGCCGACCAGGAUCCUCUGUUCAACCCGGGAAGCUUUAAGGGCAGAAGGGGGAGCUAUGAUCCGGAUGAGGCCGAAGAUGAAGGGAGAGGGAUGCUGAACGAACAGCAGAUUUUGGAAGAUCAGAGAGGGGUCAUGGACGACCAAGACGCACGGCUAGACCUCUUGUCGCACUCUAUCAACCGGCAUCACCACAUGUCAAUACAGAUUGGGGACGAGCUGGAUCUGCAAAAUGAGUUGUUGGAUGACACGGAUGCAAGAAUGGACGGGACCGCCGCGAGGAUGUCACGAGCAGGGAGGAGCUUGGACAAGGUGGCCAAGGGCAGUAGGGAGCAUGUGAGCUCGAUCACGAUCGUGGCCCUGAUAGUCAUUCUGCUUCUGCUCAUCAUCGUGUUCAAGACAUGA
Filobasidium floriforme is the source of this 954-nucleotide messenger RNA. RefSeq lists its product as uncharacterized. The record is from RefSeq and is a predicted model, not a curated record. The transcript is spliced from 4 exons. NCBI's taxonomy places the organism in Eukaryota, Fungi, Basidiomycota, Tremellomycetes, Filobasidiales, Filobasidiaceae. The coding region runs from base 1 to 954 and encodes 317 amino acids.